Messenger RNA from Melozone crissalis (California towhee), 2554 nucleotides. It is a transcript of the gene TFRC, whose product is annotated as transferrin receptor. Gene Ontology annotation, cellular component: external side of plasma membrane. Gene Ontology annotation, biological process: transferrin transport; intracellular iron ion homeostasis. NCBI's taxonomy places the organism in Eukaryota, Metazoa, Chordata, Aves, Passeriformes, Passerellidae. Bases 122 to 2452 code for a protein of 776 amino acids. Gene Ontology annotation, molecular function: transferrin receptor activity. The transcript is spliced from 19 exons. The record is from RefSeq and is a predicted model, not a curated record.
CCGCGCGGGGGCCAAUCCCGGCCCGUGUUAACUCCACUACGGGCGCCGCAGAGGAGCCCGGCGCGGCGCUGGAGCUGCUGCGGGGCUUUGGUGAAGUUGGUUUGCAUUUGUCCAGAAGGCAAUGGAUCAUGCCAGAGCAGCAAUCUCUAACUUGUUCAGUGGCGAGCCAACAUCGUACACGCGCUUCAGCAUUGCCCGGCAAACGGACGGAGACAACAGCCACGUGGAGAUGAACCUGGCUGCUGAUGAGGAGGAAGGAGGGGAAAUUGGGAGACCAGAGCACCUGCAUGCCAGCAUGCCUCCUCCACGGAGGAAUGGCAAGAACCUCUGCUUCGUAAUCAUGGCAGCUGCCCUCCUCCUUUUGAUUGGGUUUCUCAUCGGCUACCUGAGUUAUCGUGGACGCAUGCAGAGGGUUAACAGGUGUCUGGAUGGAAGUGGCAACUGCGAGAUGACUCCUACUGCAUCUUACUUCUCAGAUGAUGGAAUGGAGGAAGAAGUGGUUCCUGGACCACGUAUCUUAUACUGGCCUGAAUUAAGAAACAUGUUGUCAUCUAAACUGUCAAUUGGACGUCUUGAGGCCAACCUGAGGCAGAGAGAAGGUAAGAAUUCUUUUGAAGCUGGCAAAACUGAAGAUGAGAGCACUGCCAGCCACAUUCAUGACCAGUUCACCAGCUUCCGCAUGGAUGACGUGUGGAACGAUGAGCACUACGUUAGGCUGCAGGAUAAAGGCAGCAGCAGGAACCAAGUGUUCAUUGUAGAAGAUGGUCAAGAAGAGUUGGAGAGUCCUGAUGCAUAUGUGGCAUACAGCAAGAGUGGCACAGUUACUGGCAAACCCGUCUAUGCGAACUAUGGACGGAAAGAAGAUUUUCAGAAGAUACGAAAUUUGGGUGUUUCAAUGAAUGGAGCUAUAAUCAUCUUCAGAGCUGGAGAAAUAACCCUUGCUGAGAAGGUUGCAAAUGCCAGAAAGGAAGGAGCAGUUGGUGUCCUGAUGUACCCGGGCCCCUCAAAUGACAAGAAGGCAGAUUCCUAUGUCCCCUUUGCACAUGCCCACCUUGGAACUGGAGACCCUUUCACCCCAGGCUUCCCUUCUUUCAACCACACCCAGUUCCCACCAGUGGAAUCUUCUGGACUACCUCAAAUUCCUGUCCAAACUAUCUCUAGAGGAGCAGCAGCCAGACUGUUUGGAAAAAUGGAUGGAGAGAAAUGCCUUGAGGAGUGGAGAGUUGACAUCAUGGGAUGUAAGGUGACAGUGAGCGGCAGCAGCAAGAUGACAGUGAAACUGACUGUGAACAACGUCAUAGUGGAUAGGAAGAUUCUGAACAUCUUUGGUGUUAUCAAGGGAUUUGAAGAACCAGACCGCUACGUUGUGCUCGGAGCGCAGAGAGACUCCUGGGGGCCAGGAGCAGCCAAGGCUGGAGUUGGCACUGCCAUCUUGUUGGAACUUGCCCGUGUGAUCUCAGACAUGGUGAAAAAUGAUGACUACAAGCCACGGCGCAGCAUUAUCUUUGCUAGCUGGAGUGCGGGAGAGUACGGAGCCGUGGGUGCUACCGAGUGGCUGGAGGGGUACUCUACCACGCUGCAUACCAAAGCCUUCACUUAUAUCAACUUGGAUACUGCAGUCCUGGGCUCCUCAGACAUCAAGAUUUCUGCUAGCCCAUUGCUGUACUCUUUGCUGGAGACAACUAUGAAGAGGGUAAAGGACCCUGCAAACGAGGCGCGUUUCCUAAAUAGCAGAUUUGGCAGUGACUGGAUAGAGAAAGUCGUUCCCCUUGAUCUGGAUAAUGCAGCGUUCCCUUUUCUGGCCUACUCAGGAAUCCCAGUGGUUUCCUUUGGUUUCUACGAUGAAGGUGACGAGUAUGCCUUUUUGGGCACUACUGAGGACACUUUGGCUAAUCUGAAAAGGAGGACUGUCAACUUGUAUCCUCUCAUGCGUACUGCUGCAGAAGUUGCUGGACAAAUAGCUCUCAGGAUGACCCAUGACCAUGAGCUCUUCCUGGACUUGGAUAGAUACAGUGACGAAUUGCUGUCAUUCCAGGAGAAGCUGUGGCACUUCAAAGAUGAUGUGAAGGAACUGGGGCUGACCUUGAACUGGCUCUAUUUUGCUCGUGGAGACUUCCAGCGAGCUGCAGAUGCACUGAGAAGAGACAUCGAAAACAGUGACAGGGAAAACAGGAUUGUCCGCAGAGCCCUGAAUGACAGGAUGAUGAAGGUGGAAUACGACUUCCUCUCUCCAUACCUCUCACCAAAAGAUGCUCCCUUCCGCCACAUCUUCUUCGGCAGAGGCAGCCACACUCUGAAGAGUCUGCUGGAGAACCUGGAGCAGCUGGCAGCCAACAAGACCAGUGUAGAUGUGAAUGAGCUGAAAGAGCAGAUGGCCCUGGCAACCUGGACCAUUAAAGGGGCUGCCAAUGCUUUGGUGGGUGAUAUCUGGAAUACAGACAAUGAAAUCUAGAUGCAGCAAACACCUGGAUUACCUGUCUAAGGUACAGGAGAGCUGUGUACUCUCACAGGGAGCACAGCUUCCUUCCUGGCCCUGGUCCCAGCAGAGGGCCUU